CAUCACAUCGCCCCGUAUAUAUUUGUACAGGCAUUUAUUUUGCUCGCUCACACUAUUCCUAUACAGACCGUUCACUUACCAGUAACAGUAUGGCGUGCGUGUUAAAUCUGUUUGUUUUAAGUUUGACUUUAUUGGCAACCCUAUCAGUCGGAUCAAGGCAAUUUGAUGUACUGGACAAGAAAAUCAACGCAGUCCAUGAUAUAAUGGAGGUGAAAAUAGAGAUGAUCAAAGAAGACUUGGCGAUGGUUGUCAAGAACCUCAACAUGAGUGCAGUUGGUGAAAUUCAGGGGACGAACGGGAACGUUAGCACGAUCCAAAUUGCAAACACUAUGGUCGAGAAUAUGAAAAAUAGCAUUCAGGCAGCCGAAGAUUUCUAUAAAGUAAUUCACCGUGGUUUUAUCUCGGAGAAAAUGGCUUUGAGGAAGAGUAUCUCGAGGAUUGAACAAAGCAUGACUAAUUUACAACAUAAACUAGAAAAUGUCAACGGAGAUUUGACUUCAAAAUUUCAGUUAUUGAAUGCGGAAAUCAACAAAAACAAAGACGAUAUUGAAAAAAGAGUUGAAAAAGCAAAACAAUACGCAAUUCUAAAAUCAAACGAAGAUUGCAAGAUAUCGAACAUCAAAUUCAACGGAGAGUUAAGUUUACUACAAUCAAAUUUUAUGAAAAUCGUAAACGACGUUAAGAAGGAUUUAGCUGAUAUUCGUGUCAUUUCGAUUAACCAAUUAACUUUUACACGUCAUACAUAUGAUAAUUCAAUUUAUUUUGAACUGAAUAGCACGAUGAACUUUUCUGAGGGAUCGCGGCGUUGCAGACAGUACGGCGCUCAUCUGCCGGAAGUGACCACCUCGGGGGAAAAUUCGUUCUUGAGAAACACAUUCGUUGGAAGCCGAAGAGGAAUCCGAAUAUUUCUUGGUGCGACUGAUCAAUUGAUUGAAGGACACUGGAUAUGGGAAUAUACAGGACAGGAAGUCCGUUAUCAGGACUGGAAUACAGGGGAACCGAACAAUGAGAAUGGCGGAGAGGACUGUCUAGAGAUUUCUUACUGGAAUGUGCGCUGGAACGAUGCAAGAUGUACAACUAAUAUGACUAUCGUGUGUGAAUUUAACAUUUGAAGACUGAAUUCCACAUGUGAAGAUAAGAUGGCAACGUAAACAUGAGGAUAGGACAACAACUCAUUAAUUAGUGUAAAUAUCACUCAAACUCGUACGUGUAUGAAUGCUUUCGUUGGGCUUAUUCUUCUCUUUUGAAUCUUAACAGUAUAAAGAAUGUUUUGUACUGCAAACACAAACUCUCUACAUUUUAAUGAGAGCAGGAAGGACGAUUCGUACAAAUAUCAACUUUGAAAUUGAUAUUUCGGAAAUCUAAUCGGAUGAAAUGUAAUGGUAUUUCUGUCACAGCAGACGACUGCAUGCAGAGAAAUGUAGCAUAGUUAUGUCACAUUUAUAUUUGAUCGCGUAUUGAAUAUCUGCACGUGAACCCAUGUUGCGUUGCUAAGGUGACAUAUUUCCAGUUGGAAUCUUAAUGAGAACUAUAUUUUACUUUGCUGCGAUCAGAUUCAGGACUACUUUCUGUAUUGUUUACGAGUAUGUUUACAACGCUAAGUGUUUUCUUUUGAUAAAAUUAUGAAGAUCCGGUA
Dreissena polymorpha is the source of this 1636-nucleotide messenger RNA. Its product is annotated as C-type lectin domain family 4 member G-like. The transcript has a single exon. Bases 90 to 1112 code for a protein of 340 amino acids. Lineage: Eukaryota; Metazoa; Mollusca; Bivalvia; Myida; Dreissenidae. The record is from RefSeq and is a predicted model, not a curated record.